Molecule: messenger RNA, 942 nt
Organism: Ceutorhynchus assimilis (cabbage seed weevil)
Lineage: Eukaryota; Metazoa; Arthropoda; Insecta; Coleoptera; Curculionidae
Source: the annotation of a GenBank genome assembly
AUGUCUCAAAGUGCACCCUUGAUUCUAAGACUACUAGCGUCUUCUGUAUCAGCUGCUUCGAGAGCUGGUCAAAUAAUUAAAGAUGUUAUGCAUAAAGGAAAUUUGGGAAUUGUUGAAAAGGGCCUAGACAAAAAUGACUUACAAACCGAAGCAGACAGGUCAGCCCAAAAAUGCAUUAUAGGAUCACUAAGCAAAUUAUUUCCCGGUGUAACCAUUAUAGGAGAAGAGGGCCCUCAUAAUGACCAACCAGAAGACAUUCCAUCUGAUUGGAUAGUGACUGAACAAGACAAAGCUGUUUUAGCGAGUGACUGUCCCAACGAAUACUCAAAAAUAAACCCUCAAGAAAUAGUUGUUUGGGUGGACCCACUGGACGGCACUUCAGAAUACGUUGAAGGUCUUCUCGAUCACGUCACCGUGCUAAUAGGAUUGGCGGUAAAAGGAAAAACCGUUGGAGGUGUCGUGCAUCAGCCUUUUUACAAUUAUGAGUUGGAUAAGCAGGGGGUCGGUAGGACCCUUUGGGGUCUCGUCGGUUUGGGUGUAGGGGGUUUCGUUCCUCACCCACCACCGAGUGAUAAAUUUAUUAUUACUACCACCAGGUCGCAUGCAGAUGCGGUGGUUAAUAAAACAUUGGAAGCAUUGAAAGCUGAUGAAAUUAUACGGGUUGGAGGGGCAGGUCAUAAGGUAUUGAUGUUGUUAGAAGGUAAAGCACACGCCUACGUUUUUGCAAGUAAAGGUUGCAAAAAAUGGGAUACGUGCGGACCUGAAGGCGUCCUAAAAGCUUUGGGUGGUACCCUAACCGAUAUCCAUGGAAAUGAGUACAACUAUGCAAAGGACGUAUCGUAUCCAAAUGCCCAAGGAAUAUUUGCCACAUCCAAACACGUCAAUCAUAGUGAGCUUAUAUCUAAAAUUCCAAAGGAAUUAAAAGACAGAUUUCCGUAUUAG